This is a messenger RNA of Rhizoctonia solani, 579 nucleotides long. RefSeq names its product mediator of RNA polymerase II transcription subunit. Gene Ontology annotation, cellular component: mediator complex; core mediator complex. The coding region runs from base 1 to 579 and encodes 192 amino acids. The record is from RefSeq and is a predicted model, not a curated record. Gene Ontology annotation, molecular function: transcription coregulator activity. Lineage: Eukaryota; Fungi; Basidiomycota; Agaricomycetes; Cantharellales; Ceratobasidiaceae. Gene Ontology annotation, biological process: regulation of transcription by RNA polymerase II. The transcript has 3 exons.
AUGGCGGCAGUAGAACCCAAUAGCACACCGAUGCGUACAGCGAAUCGGGCUCGUUUUGAAUUAGAGCUCGAAUUUGUUCAGGCCCUCGCAAAUCCGUUUUAUCUUGAGAAUCUGGCUAGUGAAGGAUUGCUAGAAGAUCAAGCAUUUAUCAAUUAUUUACAAUAUCUCCAGUAUUGGCGUAAGAGCGAGUAUGCGAGGUUCAUAGUAUAUCCUCAUUGCCUUCACUUUUUGGAAUUGUUACAGCAUGAACAGUUCAGAAACGAAUUAAAGAACCCUUUGACGAGGAUGAGAUUGGAGCAUUAUCAAUUUGAGCACUGGAGGACAUGGCGCUCGGGGCCACCCCCACCUGCACCUGUGGAUGAACAGCAACCUGUUGACGAAGCAAAGACGCCAGCCCCUACACAUCCCCCUACCACUCCCGGGCCGGGCCAGACGUCAGCUACCCCUGGACCUGGCCGAGGCUCUGCGACACCAGGUCCUGGAAGGGGCUCUGCCACUCCUGCGAUUUCACGAAGGGGGUCAUUGCAUCCUGGAGCCUCAGUGCCAAUAGCCGGGUUAAAUGGAGGUUUUGCGCAGUAA